UCGGAGGCGUUGUUGUCCUAAGUCAGCUGACCUGUGGCUGCUAAGCUGUCUUGAUCCUGCUGCACUGUGUUGUUACUACUCAAGUCAGUGCUCGAGGAAGUCAUUGUGUAACCUGUUUAUACAGAUCGUAUACUGUACUUCAUGAUAUGGCUGAGGAAAUGAAGAAAUAUCUACAUGAUCUAAUGAACAGUACUGAAGAUGUUCUGGGUAUCAUCAUAACAGAUCGUGAUGGUGUACCAAUACUCAAAGUUGCAGGUGAAGAAGCCCCAGAACUUGCUAUGCGACCAAACUUUAUCUCAACUUUUAGUAUGGCUACAGACCAGGCUGGUAAGCUGGGCAUGGGCAAGAACCACAAGAUGGUGUGUGUAUAUGGAAACUAUCAGGUAGUACAUUUUAACAAGCUCCCAAUGGUGGUGACAGUAAUAGCCACUAAUACAGCAAACACUGGAUUGCUCAUGGAUAUGGACAAGGAGAUCUCGGCCUUGGUGUCACAGCUAACGCAUGUAGUUGAUAUUUAGUAUUCACCAAGUCUUAUUUUCUGUGUGAGAUGUAAGCUUCCUUCUAAGUGUGUGUGUUCUAUCUUGAGCAAUUAUGCUCUGUUAACUACAUUACAGUACUCUAGUUGUUUUAAGUACUGUACUGUAUUUUACUUUCUAGUUUUACAAUAAGAUUUGUUUCUUAUCAAGUUUAAUAAAGGAGAUAAUUACCAAA
Homarus americanus (American lobster) is the source of this 711-nucleotide messenger RNA. RefSeq names its product ragulator complex protein LAMTOR3-like (gene Lamtor3). Gene Ontology annotation, biological process: positive regulation of TOR signaling; cellular response to amino acid stimulus. Gene Ontology annotation, cellular component: Ragulator complex. The transcript has 5 exons. Bases 147 to 518 code for a protein of 123 amino acids. NCBI's taxonomy places the organism in Eukaryota, Metazoa, Arthropoda, Malacostraca, Decapoda, Nephropidae. The record is from RefSeq and is a predicted model, not a curated record.